GAUCCGUUAAGUUCGUUCUGUGUGUUUCUUUCUCUCUUACGCUAGGAGGGAAAAUGGCGGAGAGCGGCAAGAGCAAAAGCGGCCCGGCGGCUCCUUCCGGUGGGGGAGGUGGUACCGCGGCUGGAGGUGCUGCCAAGCCCCUGACAGCAGAGCAGGUGGUGGCUGGAUUUAACCGCCUGCGUCAGGAACAGCGCGGCCUGGCCUCCAAGGCAGCUGAGCUGGAGAUGGAGCUGAACGAACACAAGUUGGUCCUUGAAACUCUCCGGGAGGUGGACCCUACUAGGAAGUGCUACCGGAUGGUGGGGGGAGUGUUAGUGGAACGCACUGUCAAGGAGGUUCUUCCCGCCUUAGAAAACAACAAAGAGCAGAUCAGCAAGAUCAUAGAGACACUGAGCCAGCAGCUGCAGACAAAAGGCCGGGAGCUGAAUGAAUUCCGGGAAAAACACAACAUCCGUCUGAUGGGCGAGGAUGACCAGAAAGCUCCUUCCAAGGAAAGUCCUGAGGGGGCAGGCGCCAAAGCCAGCUCUGCAGGGGUCUUGGUCUCCUAGGGAGAAGAGGGGCUUGCUCUCUAAGGACUUUCCACCUCUCGCUCCAGAGUUGCAGUUCCUGAUCUCAAAGGCUUAACUUUAAUAUUAUUAUUGUUAUUAUUAUUUUGGUGUCCUCUCUUUACAGUAUUUUUGUUAAAAUAAACAGUUUUUGU
Molecule: messenger RNA, 700 nt
Organism: Gekko japonicus
Lineage: Eukaryota; Metazoa; Chordata; Lepidosauria; Squamata; Gekkonidae
Gene: PFDN2
Product: prefoldin subunit 2
Exons: 4
Coding region: 54-548 (164 amino acids)
Biological process (GO): protein folding
Cellular component (GO): prefoldin complex; cytoplasm
Molecular function (GO): protein folding chaperone
Source: RefSeq, a predicted model, not a curated record